This is a messenger RNA of Durio zibethinus, 1324 nucleotides long. RefSeq names its product serine/threonine/tyrosine-protein kinase HT1-like. Lineage: Eukaryota; Viridiplantae; Streptophyta; Magnoliopsida; Malvales; Malvaceae. Gene Ontology annotation, molecular function: protein serine/threonine kinase activity; ATP binding. The record is from RefSeq and is a predicted model, not a curated record. Gene Ontology annotation, biological process: protein phosphorylation.
AUGCAACAAGAAAACUACAAAAAGGAAGCUUCAGCAAUGGACGGACGUGAAGAGGAGGAGUUGUUUGAGUUGUCUUUACCUUAUUCUCUUCAAUUCAAAACAUUUUGUAGGCUGACGUCAAGGUACGAUCAUGACGUGGAGGAUGAAGAAGAUGAGAUUGAUAACAGUUUUGUCUUCCAGAUUGAUCAGAGCUUGUUGAUUGAUCCUAGUCUUGUUUUGCUUGACAAAAUGAUUGGUGAAGGUUCCUACUCUACUGUUCACAAAGGAUUCUACAAAUCGAAACCUGUUGCAGUGAAGAUUAUUCAGCCAAGUAAUCCAUCAGCUGUAACUCGUGAGCAUAAAAGGAAAUUUGAGAGGGAGGUUUUAAUGCUGUCUAGGAUGGACCAUGAAAAUGUUGUCAAGUUUAUUGGUGCAUCUGUGGAGCCAACUAUGAUGAUAGUUACUGAAUUCAUGAAUGGUGAUACACUUCAGAGGUAUUUGUGGAACAUACGCCCAAGGCGUCUAGAGCUGAAGCAUUCAAUCAGUCUUGCAUUGGAUAUUUCCCAAGCUAUGGAAUACUUGCAUGCCAAUGGCAUUAUUCAUCGUGAUCUGAAGCCCAGCAAUAUACUUCUCACUGAGGAUAAAAUGCAUGUUAAGCUGGCUGACUUUGGGCUAGCAAGAGAGGAAGUGAUGGGUGGAAUGACUUGUGAGGCCGGUACUUACCGGUGGAUGGCUCCUGAGCUAUACAGCAGAGAUCCACUUCCUAUAGGAGCAAAGAAACACUAUGACCACAAAGUAGAUGUGUACAGCUUCUCAAUUGUUCUUUGGGAGCUGCUGACAAACAAAGCUCCAUUUAAGGGAAGGGAUAAUGUAUCAGUGGCAUAUGCCGCGGCAAAAAAUGAAAGGCCUAAUGUGGAAGGUCUUCCAAGAGAUAUUGUAUCUCUCUUGCAGUCCUGCUGGACAGAGGACCCGAAGAGCCGACCGGAAUUUAAGGAAAUCACUGGCUCUCUUGCAAACUUCCUCCAAAACAUUUGCCCAACAGAGACUACGUCUACACCUCCAAAGGUAGUGGAAACUGAUUAUUCCAACAGCCAUGUAAAGGAAGAUCGUAUUGGUGCUGGCCAUGUUACAAACAAGUCCAAUGACAAAGGAAAGAAACACAAGAGUUCUCCCUCUUUCCUCAGAUGCUUUAUUGACUGCUUAUCAGAUUGAUCAAGUGGGAUGGUGGGUCAUGUUUUGAGUAAGAUAACUUUACAAAACUGUCAAUUAGGGACAUCCAUGCAAAGAUACAAAAAUAUUAAAGGCAAAGAACAAGGAAGGAUGAAAAAUAAAGCUUUUAUCAACU